Messenger RNA from Botrytis deweyae, 1641 nucleotides. RefSeq lists its product as uncharacterized. The coding region runs from base 1 to 1641 and encodes 546 amino acids. The transcript is spliced from 2 exons. The record is from RefSeq and is a predicted model, not a curated record. Lineage: Eukaryota; Fungi; Ascomycota; Leotiomycetes; Helotiales; Sclerotiniaceae.
AUGGCAGAAAACCCCAAAAACCAAGGCGAAAAGCCACGGACUCCACCUAAUCUUGCGACAGUACCAUUUGGACCAGUACCGAAAACAGAAUUGACGCCAAUUGGUCAAAUACCUCCGUGGAAGUCUUCAGAUCAGCAACUUCAACGUCGAACUGUUAUGGAGCCAAAUUCUAUGGAAGAUAUGCGACUUCAUUCCAGCCGUCCAAAUAUCCCACUUCAACGUCGAACUGUUAUGGAGCCAAAUUCUAUGGAAGAUAUGCGACAUCGUUCCAGGCGUUCAAGGAGUCCAAGCCCACCUCGACGACUUGACAAAAAAUCAAGAUUUAUUGAAGAGAUGCAACCGCAAUCCAGCCUUCUAAAUAGCCCACGUCGACGUCGAGAUGACAUUGAAAUGGAGCUAAAGUUUAUGGAAGAUAUGACACCUCAAGCCAAACGUUCAAGAAUUUCACUUCUAUUUCCGAAUUUAACGGAGUCAAGGUCUACUGAUGAAGUGCAGCUUACGCCAAAAUCUAUUGAAGAGAUGCAACCUCAAACCAGGCGCUCAAAUAGCUCACCUCGGCCUCCUAUUGUGAUGAAAUCAAAGUCUGCUAAUAAAAUUCCAACUUUGGGCGAGAUACCACAGGUUUCACUCAAGUCGUUGAAGGCCAUUCCAACAACCUCUUCCAACAACGAUUCCACAAAGCGAAAACGUGGAAGACAAACAUUUCAUAAAUUUUCAGAUCUUCCGUUAGAACUUCAAAUUAUGAUUUGGCAAUGGUAUGGAAGAAUCCACGCAAACAAUAAGCCGAACGUCAUCAAGAUUUUCCGCUGUUAUAGACCUGUGCUACAAAAUCUCACGGUGAGAGAGGAUCCAUCACAGCGGAUCUCAUACUUUGCCAUGAGUUACAAGCUUCCUCCCAUCUUUUAUGUCUGCAAACUUACUUUCAAAAUUGCAAAAGACUUGUAUGAGAAAGAGUUCCAAGUAAUUCCAAUGAUCAAGGAUGAUAAACAAUUGACAUACUUCAAUGAAGAUAGGGAUAUCAUCGCUUUGGAAGAUGCUCAUGUAUUGAGGGAUUGGAGAUACAACCGCCAGACUGAAGCCGAAUUCACCGGAAGGACGCAUAUGAGCUCAGAUCGGCCUGCUGACGAGACAAUCACAAGAAGAAUCAACAUGAAACAUCUCGUUAUUGGUGGAACAGACCGAUCACAGAUCGAGGCGAGGCAUCUGGCAAGGUUUUAUGACUGCGAGUCCAUAAUGUUGGCGGUACCUUAUUUGCUUCGCAGCAGAUUCUUCUCCACGGAGGACAGAAACAAGCCCGACCGUGAAACUAUCUCAUUCUUUCGUGAUCGACUCUUACGCUUCUGCAAGGAGGAAAGACAAGGUCCUUUUGUUAGGGAAGACUAUCGCAGAAAGCCCAUCCGUCCAGUGGUAGUUGAGCCAAGUUGGGAUACGACUGGUCGGUCAAUAUCCAACCCAAUGUUCUGUGUCUGUACCGAUGACGAGAUAUUAUAUCAGCUGCACCGUUUACACCCUGCAAUCACGAAUUUCAUGAAACCACUCCCCGGAGCUGCAAGUUCUAUCACUUUCAUGAGCGAAUUGAAGUUCUCACACAAGCAUGCUAGGCUGUUCGAGUACCCGUGGGAGUUCAUUGCAAAAAAAUAG